ACAUAAAGAUAAAAAAAACAUGAGACUUCACUCAAGUCAGCCCUCAGUCGGCUUGUCCGAGGUGACAGAAGUCAGGACACAGGAGGGAAGGGGCAGGAACAAAGCAGGUAGACUGACACAGGAAAAAAGAAAAGCCAGAGCUUUGCUCCGUGCUGGGAUCAUACUCUGCCCCUAGCUGGAGUCGUCGUAGAAGACAAUUUGUUCUUUUUCCCCUCAGCAGCUGCAGCAGCCAGGUUCCACGUUACACAGAGCUCUUCCUGUUGUGAUCACCGUAUGCUGAGAUGACCGACGACAAGUCCCCUAAUGAGCAGGCACUGGAGGCUGAGGAGGUGGCCGGCCCCACACAAGAGUCCCCAGGAGAAGACAAGACAGCUGAGGAGAGCUCACCUCUGGUGGAGGAGAAGAGAGAGAAUGGAGAGUGGAUCUCAGCAGCAGCAGGAGACCAGGAGAAGAAGCUGGAAGCUGGAGAAGAAGAACCUCCUGAACCUGCCCCAGGACAGACUGAGUUUGUACCCCCAGAAGGAGGAUGGGGGUGGGUAGUCAUGCUCUCUGCCAUGUGGUGCAAUGGCUCAGUGUUUGGCAUCCAGAACGCCUGCGGGGUCCUCUUCGUGGUCCUCAUGGAGAAGUUUGGUUCCAAGGAUGAUCACCAUCUGGCAUUUAAAACAGCAUGGGUGAAUUCUUUGUCAAUGGGAAUGAUCUUCUUCUGCUCCCCUGUGGUCAGUGUAUUUACGGAUAUGUUUGGGUGCCGGAAGACAGCAGUAGUAGGAGCCGCUGUUGGUAUAAUUGGUCUUCUUUCAAGUUCUUUUGUUGGGAGCCUAGAUCCUCUUUAUUUUACGUAUGGUAUAUUAUUUGCAUGUGGCUGCUCUUUUGCUUACCAACCAUCUCUUGUUAUUUUGGGACAUUACUUCAAGAAACGUCUAGGACUGGUCAAUGGCAUUGUAACUGCAGGCAGCAGCCUUUUUACAGUAUCGCUGCCCUUUUUGCUGCGCUUUUUACUAGAUAGUAUUGGACUUGAGCACACCCUACGCAUCUUGUGUAUUCUGAUGUUUGUUCUCUUUUUGGCUGGAUUCACCUACAAGCCACUUAUACCUAGACAGAAAAAAAAACUUUCAAAGGUCUUCAAUUUCUCCAUCUUCAAAUCGAAGAGCUAUUGUAUAUGGGCAUUUGGAAUCCCAGCUGCACUUUUUGGCUACUUUGUGCCUUAUGUCCACUUGAUGAAGCAUGUGAAAGAGCGUCUGGGACCAGAUGUCAACGAGGAGGUGCUUUUACUGUGCAUUGGAGUUACCUCUGGUGUUGGAAGGCUGAUUUUUGGUAGAGUUGCAGAUUACAUUCCAGGAGUCAAAAAAGUGUACUUACAGGUGGUAUCAUUUUUCUUCAUUGGAUUAAUGUCAAUGAUGAUUCCAGUGUGCCAUAACUUUGGUGGCUUGAUUGCUGUCUGUCUAUUCAUGGGCCUAUUUGAUGGCUGCUUUAUAUGUAUUAUGGCUCCUAUUGCAUUUGAACUGGUUGGACCACAGCAUGUUUCUCAGGCAAUUGGAUUUCUACUUGGAUUUAUGUCUAUUCCAAUGGUUGUUGGCCCUCCUGUUGCAGGUCUUCUGCGUGACAGUCUUGGCUCUUAUGAUGUAGCAUUUUACCUUGCGGGUGUACCCCCCAUAAUUGGUGGAUUUAUCCUAUGCCUUAUCCCAUGGGUCCAUGGAAGGACUAAACAGGAAAAAACAAAGGCUGUGGAUGGAGAAAAAGAAGAAAGAAAUAUGGAUUAUGCUGCAAGCCCACUGAAACCUGGCACAGCAGAAAAUGAUAAAAAAGAUGAUGUCUCUGUCAUUUAAUUAGUGAUUCUUACACACAUAACUGCUUUAAUCUCUUUUUUACCUUUUUAUGACAGUGACUGAAUGUUGUAACAGGUGCUAUAAAGCCAAAGCUGUAUGAUCACGCUGAGCUGUUUUCUUGCACAACCCACUGAGCCUGUCAUGCCAAGAUCCCUCUUUGACAGCUCAGUGAAACUCCAAGCACAUAUGUGGGUGUUGCCAGGACUAAUGUGCUGCAAGCUGUGAAUAUCACAGAGAAGUAUUAUUUAUCAUCAGGAAAGUGCUGACUGCUCAUUGCUUCACAGCACUGGAAGAUUUGUUGUAAUAACAACUGUCUUCUUCAGUCUCAAUGACUCUACAUGUUUCUGUUUUGUUUACUAGACUUCAUUGUAUGAAAUUCUACCAGUUCUACAAUUUGCAGAAGAUUGGUGAAAAUGUUUUAGAGAAUAGCACAUUUACCAUAUGUUUUCUUAUUUUCAAACUUACUUACUUUUGUACUUAGACCAUUUUUUAAAAACAUGAUUGGAGA
Messenger RNA from Rana temporaria (common frog), 2331 nucleotides. It is a transcript of the gene SLC16A10, whose product is annotated as solute carrier family 16 member 10. The record is from RefSeq and is a predicted model, not a curated record. Gene Ontology annotation, molecular function: monocarboxylic acid transmembrane transporter activity. The coding region runs from base 282 to 1823 and encodes 513 amino acids. NCBI's taxonomy places the organism in Eukaryota, Metazoa, Chordata, Amphibia, Anura, Ranidae. Gene Ontology annotation, biological process: transmembrane transport. The transcript has 6 exons.